UCUGCUUUGCUCUCUCUCAGUGUGUGUGUGUUUAUAUAUGUGUGUUUAAAACAAACAAAGCGUGUGAGGACCGACGAGAGGGACAUCUCUUCUUUUUUGCCUGACACUCCAAAGCGAUGGACACUGCAGAGUUCCGGAGACGCGGGAAGGAGAUGGUGGACUAUGUGGCAGAUUAUAUAGAGAACAUUGAGAAGAGGCAGGUUUACCCUGAUGUGGAACCUGGAUAUCUAAGGCCAUUGAUUCCCGAGGAGGCCCCGGAGGAGGCAGAGAACUAUGAGGAUGUGGUCAAAGACAUAGAGAGGGUGAUCAUGCCAGGGGUGACUCACUGGCACAGCCCGUACUUCUAUGCAUACUUCCCUACUGCCCACUCUUUUCCUGCAAUGCUGGCAGACAUGCUAUCUGGAGCCAUUGGCUGCAUUGGAUUCUCUUGGGCAGCGAGUCCUGCCUGUACGGAGCUGGAGACAGUGAUGCUGGACUGGCUGGGAAAGAUGCUGAAGUUACCAGAAGAUUUUCUUGCUGGUACAGAAGGCAAAGGGGGAGGGGUCAUCCAGGGCACUGCCAGUGAAGCCACUCUCAUGGCUCUUCUUGCUGCUCGUUCCAAAAUCGUCAAACUGAUCCAGGCUGACCAUCCUGACCAAUCUGAGGCAUAUAUUACAUCUAAACUAGUCGCCUACUCAUCUGAUCAGGCGCACUCAUCGGUGGAGAGGGCAGGGUUGAUAGGUGGGGUGCGGAUGAAGAAAAUUCUCUCUGACAAUAAGUUUUCUGUGCGAGGAGAUGCACUGCGGAGAGUUAUAGAGGAGGACAGAGCCACAGGACUCAUUCCAUUUUUUUUUUGUGCGACAUUGGGAACAACUCCAUCCUGUGCUUUCGACUGCAUCACUGAGCUCGGCCCUAUUUGUAAUGCAGAAGAAAUCUGGAUGCACAUUGAUGCCGCAUAUGCUGGGAGUGCAUUUAUCUGUCCGGAGUUCAGACCCCUCCUGAAUGGAGUAGAGUUUGCAGACUCUUUCAAUUUCAAUCCUCAUAAAUGGCUCCUGGUCAACUUUGAUUGCUCUACAUUGUGGGUGAAGAAAAGAUCAGACCUUAUUGGAGCAUUUAAAAUGGAGCCGCUUUAUCUAAAGCAUGAUCACCAAGAGUCAGGACUUGUCACUGAUUAUAGACACUGGCAAAUUCCAUUGGGACGUAGGUUCCGCUCUCUCAAGUUGUGGUUUGUGUUCCGCAUGUACGGACUCAAAGGUCUCCAAGCCUACAUCCGCAAGCAUGUAGGGUUGGCCAAAGAGUUUGAGUCUUUGGUGAGAGCUGAUCAACGCUUUGAGAUCUCAGCUGACGUUGUGCUGGGCCUCGUCUGCUUUAGACUCAAGGGCUCCAAUGAAUUGAAUGAAACACUGUUGAAGAGGAUCAACAGUGCACGAAAGAUCCAUCUGGUUCCAUGCCAACUGGCGGGCAAGUUCGUUCUGCGUUUUGCCGUGUGUGCCCGUACUACUGAGUCACGGCAUAUUCAGGAGGCUUGGUCCCACAUCUGCCACCUGGCAUCAGAGCUGCUUCAGGAACUGCCCCACUGACUAUGGUGGGCAUCACAUGUUAAGUCAAAAAGGGUGAUCUGUGCCACACCUGCUAUCCACACUGUCUUACUUUAACUCUACUGCUGCGAAUUGUGCAUAAAUGUGUGUGUGCAUUGUCAAAAUGUGCCUAUGUUUGUGCAUGUUUGUCACAAAGGUGUCCACCAAGAGUGCAGCAUGUCUGUCUUUUGUGAGCUGGAUCAUUUGUGUUGUCUGCUAAAAGCAAUGUUGUUGUUUUUCCACAAAA
This is a messenger RNA of Rhinichthys klamathensis goyatoka, 1803 nucleotides long. RefSeq names its product dopa decarboxylase (gene ddc). Gene Ontology annotation, biological process: catecholamine metabolic process; amino acid metabolic process; serotonin biosynthetic process. Bases 117 to 1559 code for a protein of 480 amino acids. Gene Ontology annotation, molecular function: pyridoxal phosphate binding; aromatic-L-amino-acid decarboxylase activity. NCBI's taxonomy places the organism in Eukaryota, Metazoa, Chordata, Actinopteri, Cypriniformes, Leuciscidae. The record is from RefSeq and is a predicted model, not a curated record. The transcript has 14 exons.